Molecule: messenger RNA, 2702 nt
Organism: Suncus etruscus (white-toothed pygmy shrew)
Lineage: Eukaryota; Metazoa; Chordata; Mammalia; Eulipotyphla; Soricidae
Gene: KLF7
Product: KLF transcription factor 7
Exons: 4
Coding region: 272-1174 (300 amino acids)
Biological process (GO): regulation of transcription by RNA polymerase II
Molecular function (GO): RNA polymerase II cis-regulatory region sequence-specific DNA binding; DNA-binding transcription factor activity, RNA polymerase II-specific
Source: RefSeq, a predicted model, not a curated record
CAUCCACCAACCACCCCACUCACGCGCGGCUCGCUCGCUUCACCUCCUCUCCGCCUCUCGCCCGCAUUGAUUGUUAUUGUGAUUAUUAUUAUUUUCUUUUACCCUUUUUUUAGUUGACUGAAACAAAACAAAGCAAAAAAAAAAAAAAAAAAAAAAAAGGGCCACUGGAUGUCUGCCUCGUUGGGGGGUGAGCCAGCCAGACUGACAAACAAACAGCCCCAACUGUGUUCGGGGGAGGGUUUCGCCUCCCGCUUUGCCCGGCAGCAGCAGCAUGGACGUGUUGGCUAGUUAUAGUAUAUUCCAGGAGCUACAACUUGUCCACGACACCGGCUACUUCUCAGCUUUGCCAUCCCUGGAGGAGACCUGGCAGCAGACAUGCCUUGAGUUGGAGCGCUACCUCCAGACAGAGCCUAGGAGGAUCUCAGAGACCUUUGGGGAAGACUUGGACUGCUUCCUCCACGCUUCUCCUCCUCCGUGCAUUGAGGACAGCUUUCGACACCUGGACCCGCUGCUACUACCAGUGGAGGCAGCCAUCUGUGACAAGAGCUCUGCUGUGGACAUCCUGCUCUCUCGGGACAAAUUGCUCUCAGAGACCUGCCUCAGCCUCCAGCCGACCAGCUCUUCCCUGGACAGCUACACCACUGUCAACCAGGCCCAGCUCAACGCCGUGACCUCACUUACGCCACCAUCCUCCCCUGAGCUCAGCCGCCACCUGGUCAAGACCUCCCAGACUCUGUCUGCCGUGGAUGGCACAGUGACCUUGAAACUGGUGGCCAAGAAGGCGGCACUGGGCUCUGUCAAGGUGGGAGGGGUGGCUACCGCCGCAGCUGCAGUGACUGCUGUAGGGACCGUUAAGAGUGGACAGAGUGACAGUGAGCAAGCAGGGGCUGAGGCCUGUCCAGAAAACAAGAAGAGGGUACACCGUUGUCAGUUUAACGGGUGCCGCAAAGUCUAUACUAAAAGCUCCCACUUAAAGGCCCACCAGAGGACUCACACAGGUGAGAAGCCUUACAAGUGCUCAUGGGAAGGGUGUGAGUGGCGUUUUGCCCGGAGUGAUGAGCUCACAAGGCACUACAGGAAACACACAGGUGCGAAGCCCUUCAAGUGCAACCACUGCGACAGGUGUUUUUCCAGGUCUGACCAUCUUGCCCUCCACAUGAAGAGACAUAUCUAAAAUAAAUAAAUAAACCGAAAGGCCAGAGCUGCCAAGGCAUCGGCCAUUGUCUGAGGAAACGCUGUGAGGCAGGGGCUGGACUUCCAGUGGGGAUCAGUUGCCUCGCAGAAGAAAGUUCUCACUUACAAACCUCCGUGUACACCCACCCACACACAGACACACACCCACAGAACCACAGGCGCACUCACAGAUCGACUCACACACACAUACUGUCAUGCACUCAGCUAUAUUUAAAACAUAUACGUCUAUUCUCUAUGCCUUGCCCUAGCCAGAUGGUGGAAGACAAAGCGGAAGGAAACCAGGUGAACUAACUCAGCAAGGCAGACUGGCUGCUUACUUCAGCAUUAUUGGAAUUAUUUCCUGCUGUUGCCAAUGGAAAUCCAAAAACAUGGAGGCGACGUGUGUGCAGGCGGAGAGCAGUAAGAGGGCCUUCUCUCACUUGCUUCUCAGAGCGACUUGACAGGACAGUCCCACGUCUUCAAGUUAUUGAUGUGUAGCACUAAUGUUCUGUUUUUUAAAAUAGUUGGGGGAAAAAAUGACCUAGAAAAACCAAAUUGAAGUUUGGUAGCCAAAAUGAACUCUUGGUUUAUCUGUCCUUUGUGUGUGAAAAGUCCUCCUAUUCCAUGCGUCCAACUUCCUCACAGAACUGUUGAUCAGUUUUGGUUCUUCUUAGUACUAUUGAUAUCUUUCAAGUCAAUACCCAACGGCCUUAGUGGCGGCCGACUCUGGAAUUCCACCUUACACCUUUCUGGCCUGCAUUUCUCUACUCUUCACUCUCCAGAGACGAGUGUUGAUUUUGUUUUUUUUUUUUUGUUUUUUAAUCUUUUUGACUCUGCACACCAUAUGCACUAGGGAGUCUGGAAAUUUCUACUAGCAGGACUGCAAAGUGGCCAAGAGAAUGAGGCUAAGUCCCUUCUUGCCAGUGCUAGAUUUUUGUUUAUUUUUACUUUUUUAAUGUUUUUGCUAAUGAAAACUUGAAAAAUGCUUAUUUGGAAGCUGAAAUGUUUUAGCUUUUUUCUCCAUGGACUAAAAUCUCUCCAGGAAUUAUCUAUUUGUCUCUCUCUCUCUGUCUCUCUCCCUCUCUCUGUCUCUCUCUUUGUCUGUCUCUCUCUCUCUCUCUCUGUCUGUCUCUCUCUCUCUCUCUCUCUCUCUCUCUCUCUCUCCACCUGGAUGUUCAGCUUUCCAAGCAGCCAAUCAGAUGGGACCUUCCAGUUUUCUCAUCCAACCUGAGGCAUCAUGACCUUGGCUCAUAGUGACCAGCCCUGUGCUAUGUGUCAUUCCUAAACCUGUUUCAGCAUAGAUGUCGCUUGUCACAAAAGGGCAGCUGCAGACUUAACCUAGUUCUGGGUUAGGACCUGACAAAAAUUUUAAAAAGCCAAAUAUAUCCCUCUUGCCAGGAGUGGGGGUACACUGAGGAUGCCUCCUGAGUCUAGUGGCUUCAAAAUCCAUCCUCCUCUCUUUCUUUCUCACCCCUACUGAGCUCCUCUUGACCCACCCCGUCUCCUCAUUCCAAACCACAAUUCAGAAG